AGGGAUUUCAAGGACGCGUGGACUUCAAUUUAAUCGAAGAGGCUGAGAGUGGAGUGGAAGAGUGACACACAGAGGAGAGAAGUUCAUUAUUCUGCUGAAAAGGAAACCAAUGGCUUUCACAGUCACCAUGGAAACCGGCCUUUCUUUUGCCGUCAGACCUAUGAUAAGGUUUGAGUGACAGUCCCUCCACCACCUAAUGACUGAACUUAGAGACGCUUUCAGACGCAGUGAGACAUGAUCGUCCGGUGUUGCAUCCCAACGUUUGCGCUGCGUGCUCCGGUUGGUUACGCGGUGGAUACGGGAGCUGCGCGCUGAUUGGUUGCCCGGCCCUCAUUGUCACGCUGUCAAUCCGCAUCACAUGGUCCGGCCACUAGGCCUAUUAACAGAUGAGCUUGGCGAAGUUUACAGACUUCUGUUUCAGAGCCGUGGGGGACAGAGCAGCUUUGAGCGGAGAGAAACCAGAAGCACCUGCAGAAACAGUUUGCCUCUUUGGGCAAGUUUUUUUUUCCCCAUCUUCUUAUGAGACUGGUCAGUACCUCUACCUCUUUGACUUUUGGUGCUGUUUUGUGAACUUUUUUUUUUAUGUGCCUGUGAGUGAACACUAAAAAGCCGCCUGAAUGUAUAACAUGAUGGAAACCGAGCUCAAGACCCCGCUCCCGCAGUCCAACUCGGGCUCGGCGCCGGGCGCAAAGAACAACAGUGCCAGCGACCAGGAGCGGGUGAAGCGGCCGAUGAACGCCUUCAUGGUGUGGUCCCGGGGGCAGCGGAGGAAGAUGGCUCAAGAGAACCCCAAAAUGCACAACUCUGAGAUCAGCAAGCGGCUCGGUGCGGACUGGAAACUUCUGACCGACGCUGAAAAGAGGCCGUUCAUCGACGAGGCCAAGCGUCUGCGCGCUAUGCACAUGAAGGAGCACCCGGAUUAUAAAUACCGUCCCCGCAGGAAGACCAAGACCUUGCUCAAGAAAGACAAGUACUCUUUGCCAGGGGGGCUGCUGGCGCCAGGCGCCAACGCCGUCAACAACUCUGUGUCUGUGGGGCAGCGGAUGGACGGUUACGCGCACAUGAACGGAUGGACGAACAGCGCGUACUCCCUCAUGCAGGACCAGUUGGCGUACCCUCAGCAUCACAGCAUGAACAGCCCCCAGAUCCAGCAAAUGCACCGGUACGAGAUGGCGGGGCUCCAGUACCCGAUGAUGUCCUCGGCGCAGACCUACAUGAACGCGGCGUCCACUUACAGCAUGUCUCCGGCGUACACACAGCAGAGCAGCAGCGCCAUGGGACUCAGCUCCAUGGCGUCCGUGUGCAAGACCGAGCCGAGCUCACCGCCGCCGGCCAUCACGUCCCACUCUCAGCGGGCGUGUUUGGGGGACCUGAGGGAUAUGAUAAGCAUGUACCUGCCUCCCGGCGGGGAGAGCGCGGAGCACAGCUCUCUGCAGAGCAGCCGGUUACACAGCGUCCAUCCGCACUAUCAGAGCGCAGGGACUGGCGUCAAUGGCACGCUACCUCUCACCCACAUCUGAGAGACACUAAAGACUUUUAAAAAGUACUCGGAUACUUGAACUUUUUGGUUGCUAAAGAAAAAAAACAAUUUUAUCUCAUGAGUUGUCCAUUUUUAAAUGAAUUUAAAAUGGAAACUGAACGUUGAGCCCAUCAGAGUAAAAAUUGCAUUGCAAAGAGGCUUUUUAUCACAAGUAUAAGCAAUCAACUAGAAGAAUUGGACUUCUAUAUUUUAAUGAAUGCCAUAUUUUCUCUCUAUGAAAAGGCAUGUGGCCUCAUUCAGAGAGGCUGGUGUGUUUCAGAACAGCUGGAUGGAAAAGUUGCUUCAUAAAUGUUUACACUUAAUUUGUAGAAUGUCAGUUGUCUCGACUGUGUCCAAAUUUUGUAGUCUCUUUUUAUUUCUCCCCUCCUCCUCACGACCUAUAGGUUAAAAUGAAAUGUUAAGACUGUGCGGGUCGCAAACGCAAGUUUUAUUUAUAGUAAGAUUUUUUGUUCUUUUUUUUAGCUUGUGAACCCGAUGUUUUGUCACGUGAAAAAAAUGUUUAAAUUUUUGUUUUUGUAAAAUGUUAUUUUCUGUGAU
Molecule: messenger RNA, 2077 nt
Organism: Centropristis striata (black sea bass)
Lineage: Eukaryota; Metazoa; Chordata; Actinopteri; Perciformes; Serranidae
Gene: sox3
Product: SRY-box transcription factor 3
Exons: 3
Coding region: 618-1520 (300 amino acids)
Biological process (GO): cell differentiation; regulation of DNA-templated transcription; anatomical structure morphogenesis
Molecular function (GO): DNA-binding transcription factor activity, RNA polymerase II-specific; RNA polymerase II cis-regulatory region sequence-specific DNA binding
Source: RefSeq, a predicted model, not a curated record